Tuber aestivum (summer truffle) is the source of this 3152-nucleotide messenger RNA. Lineage: Eukaryota; Fungi; Ascomycota; Pezizomycetes; Pezizales; Tuberaceae. The record is from the annotation of a GenBank genome assembly.
AGCUUGCACGUGGCGAGAACUGCCCGCCUUUCAAGCUUGCUAACAGCAUUUCGUCGGUCCCAUUUCUAGGGUUAUUUUCCCCGGAUGACCACUCAUAUAACUACCUCAUAGUAAGAUUGUGAUAACGAACCUCUUCUCAUUGUCGCGCUUCAUGUGAGGGUCCGGGGGCCUCGGAGUGUAUUCUAUGGGGAAUGGCCGGAAGCCAGAGGGGAUUUCUUACGAGUGAGCUGACAUGAUGCAUACUGCCGUUCUUUGGAAGUAUCAUAUGCUAAUUCUUUAGAACCCUACCCCGGAUCGGGAAAGGAAAUGGACUCUACAGCUAGGGUGAGACUGGAGGUGGCAAUAACGCUCCAUAAACCUAUUGGUCAAUCUUGAAGCCAAAAUCAACGUGCCCAGGUGUGUGGUCAUACCUGCCCCCCACCCGCCCACUCGUGUACUGCACCAUGGGAUCAGUUGGACUGUAUGAGCUAACUAGUACUAUUUAAAGAGACUGCCACAGACCAUGAGCUGAUAGGAACAUGGGAUAUGUUCCAACCAAGCCCGCAUUUGCCAGGGCCGGAGGUGCGGAAGAAUAGAAAAGAAAAGAAAAAAGUCUUGGUACGUAUGAUAGUAUAAAACGAGCAGCCUAGCGCCCUCUCGUGUCAAACUUCAUCUCCCCCCAUUCUUGACACACUUCUUCUCACUGUGCUAGGCACUGGUGUUUGCUCGGGUGUGAUACAUAUUACGCGAUGGUUCACUAAAAAUUUCAACCUUGCACUCCAACACUUCACAUUUUGAACACAAAAGAGGUUAGGACCUCCGCAGUCAUUGGCUUUACGACUAACACCUACCCUAGGUCUACCUAAAAGCACUGAAAAGGCGACAAUAAUCAAAGGCCAUGAUCAAAUAAUAGCCUCUCAGAGAUAUCGCCAAAAUCUUGGACUACAGUUCCUACUGUUGCAGCCAAACCAUUCAACGUCGAUUUACAGGUAGGGCAACUCUAUCGCCAAGGUACGCUAAUCCGAAAGUGGCUACACAAUUUAUUCCGCAUACGGGUGGGCAUCAUAGAUCAACCGCCAACUUGAAAGCCCCCAAGUUCCAGAUCGGAAUCCUCCAAGGAAAAGGAAAAAAAAAAAGGAAGGGGGGUGGGGAAAGGUUCCACAUGCGCGGGUUUGAGCACGUUUUAUUGAACCCCCACAUCCCCCACCAAUAAUCCGCGGUGCCGGGGGGCUCUUUGCUGGAAAUGGUGCCCUUAAUCUUGGUCAGCUUGCUUAGUUUAACCCUCUUUGGAUGAGCAUGUUUUUGUUUGUUACCAGCCUUCAUCACUAAAAUGGACCCACCCAAAUCAUUGCCGGGGGGGAAUGCAAGGCAACUUUCCUAGAGGGUACAUACAAUACCGGUACAGUUGACAAUUUAGAUUGCGGAACUGUCGGAAAGACCGCAUUGGAACCUGGUAAAUCGAUGGAUUUGAGUUGAUUCUUUCCUCUUCCGCGUUACGCUACACAGGUUUGUAUGAUACGGCACUUUCCCAUGAAGGAACUUCUUUACCGGUAGACUACGGUAACGGCAAAUUCGCUACUCGUGCUCCAAGGUCGCCGCCGAUUGAUUGGCCGGUUGGUUGAUCGAUGCACGGAUAGUGGGGUAAGUGCUUUGAAUGGGGUACGGUGACUCUGUAUCCCGCGCCAUUACUGUGCUCGAGUCGCCGAAUUGAAAUCGCUCCCGUUUUGGUGGUGGCCCACCAGCAAAAACUCGACCUCAAUCCGGCGACUUGGGUAGGCAGUGGGCAGUGAAACCCAUUCACGAUAUGCCAUCAUAUGAUAGCUCUGACACUAAAAGGUUUUCUGGGGGGUGGGGUCCUCGACCCGCAAGCAAUACCGCAGGAUAGUGGCAAUUUAGGUUUCAGAAACCUACUCACAUAUUGUCAAUCAUAUCAUAUCAUACAUAGUACAGUGCCCGUGCAAUAGCCCUGCCCAAGACCGUGUUAUCACAUACAAAAGGCCUACACCCGCCAAGCUGUCCACGAAUCCGCACAUCCACCAAUUGGCCACAUCAUUCGACCCUUCUCUUCUUUCCUCCCAUAAUCGUUCCCCUUCAUUCACCAAGCCUCCACAAACAACCAAACAACCGGACAAACAAAUCCACCACCGCCAAAGGGAAAAAAAGAAAAAAAUGAGGACCAUCUCAACCCUCCUCACCCUCCUCACCAUCCCCCUCUUUGCCAGGGCGCACUUCCAACUUACCUACCCCCCCUCCCGCGGCCCCAACGAGCAAACGCAGUCCACCUCACCCUGCGGUGGUCUCAAUACGCCCUCCACAACCCGCACUCCCUGGAGCGUGGCAGGCGGCCAACUAAAAUUCGAAGCCGGGCACGACGAAGCUAACACAGCAGUAUACCUAGCCCUAGGGAACAACCCGACAAAGGAUGAUUUCACCAUAACACUAGCAGACCAAUUCAAGCAGAUUGGUCUCGGCACCUUCUGCUGGAGCGAGCUGCCCGUACCGGAUGGCACGCAGGGCAUUCGUGAUGGGGCGAAUGCCACCAUUCAGGUCGUGCAGGCCGGACAUACUGGGGGCGGGCUCUAUAACGUAGGCCCUUUUCUUCCCAAUUGACCAGGCGUGAGCACUGACUGAUAGGGGGCUUCCAUAGUGUGCGGAUAUAACCUUCGUCUCGUCCUCGCCGCAGGGAGUUUCGGCUUGCUCUAAUUCUUCCGGUGUCACGGUGGAGCCGGUAUCUAAAAGUGAUGGCGAUGAGCAUGGGGGUCAUGGUUCCAAUUCUUCAGCUUCGUCGUCUCCGUCAUCGGCUACAGCGUCUGCAACCAGUAAGCCGAACGGUGGGAGUGCGAAUGCUGUUGGGGGGAUCGUGCUUGUUGGUGCGGGGAUAAUGGCCGUCGUGGGGGUUGGGCUUUGUAGUUGAAUGGGUUGAGCUGGGGGCCGGAGGCUUUUUUUAUUUAUUUCAUCACUACUAUUCUUAUUGUAUUGUAUUACAAGUAACCCCGUAGAUAGCGUGGCCGGCUGGUUAAUUGAUUGAUUGGUAAUCGAUCUGGAUUGGUUUGGAUGGCAACUGAAGGGGAUCUCGGAGCGAGUGGAGUUUGUCCGUGGUAAUGAUGCAUGGCACGGAUGAUACCGCGAACCAAAGUACCCCCCAGCACAGCUCCGAAAUAUCAUGCCCUAAG